Molecule: messenger RNA, 821 nt
Organism: Penaeus indicus
Lineage: Eukaryota; Metazoa; Arthropoda; Malacostraca; Decapoda; Penaeidae
Product: solute carrier family 22 member 6-like
Exons: 4
Coding region: 23-538 (171 amino acids)
Biological process (GO): transmembrane transport
Molecular function (GO): transmembrane transporter activity
Source: RefSeq, a predicted model, not a curated record
GUACGUGUGUCUGAGCGGAGCAAUGGACGCCUCAGCCAUUCUCCUGGUCACGCCCCUGACGACUCGCCUCGGCAGACGCGUCAUCGUGGGCGCCGGACUCUUCGUGGGCGGAAUCUUCUUUCUUCUUGAUCUGCUCGUCCCAAGCGACUACUUUUGGGCCAAAUGGAUCCUGGUCAUGGCCGGCUUUCUCCUGGUGGCGGGCUCAUUUCAAAUGAACUACGUGUAUGGCCCAGAGCUGUUUCCAACGGAGGCGAGGACUCGUGGUUUUGCUUUCAUCAGCCUCAUAGGUGGAGUGGGGUCCAUGAUAGCGCCAAUCAUCACCUACAGGCUGGCCCAAGUAACCUGGUGGGCGGCGCCUGUUACCUUCGGCUGUGCUGGGUUUCUUGGGAGCCUCACUCUGCCUCUGCUACCGGAGACGAGGAACCAGCCAAUGCCCGACACGCUUAAGGACGUCGAUGAUAGGAGACGCAGGAGGAAGAUAAAGUCAGCGAAUUUAGGGAAAGAAAACCAAGCUUAUGAGAACACGAAUGAUAUCUGAUGCCUUUUAAAGUGUGUUAAAAAAAGGGGUUUUGAUUUCUUCUGUCCAGUAUUUUUAUACAUUUGCUUAUAUCGGAAGAAUAGCAAAGCGUUGUGUUUUGCUGAUAAAAGAAUAGAAAAAAAUAUAGAGAUUGUUGCUUGAGGUAAUAUAUAAAUGAUAAUUCAUCUUGUAUGCUAAUUUUUGCAAUAUUGCAUACACUAUGGAAACUUAAAUUACAAAGAAGCAGGAGGAUUGUAUCAUCAUUUUGAAAAUAUAAAAUGAAAUGAAAUAUAUUAAAACAAAC